Molecule: messenger RNA, 5339 nt
Organism: Gadus chalcogrammus (walleye pollock)
Lineage: Eukaryota; Metazoa; Chordata; Actinopteri; Gadiformes; Gadidae
Gene: xylt1
Product: xylosyltransferase I
Exons: 11
Coding region: 129-3023 (964 amino acids)
Biological process (GO): chondroitin sulfate proteoglycan biosynthetic process; heparan sulfate proteoglycan biosynthetic process
Cellular component (GO): membrane
Molecular function (GO): protein xylosyltransferase activity
Source: RefSeq, a predicted model, not a curated record
UCGCCAGAAGCACCUCGCAGCAGCACACGGAGCAGGGGAGCGUUCACGACCCGCUGUUGGCAUUUAGCGGACGCGGGGCCGCUGGCAGCUUGACCCGCGGCAGGGGGGGGGGAGGAGGAGAACCAAAGAUGGUCGGCAACCCGUGUGCUCGCAAGCUGGCCCGGCGAUCCAAGUCUGCGCUGAUCGCAGCACUGAGCGUGCUGCUCAUCCAGACGCUCAUCGUGUGGAACUUCAGCACCCUGGACUCGAGCGAGGACGGCGGGAAGGGCGCCGACAGGAGCCGCGAGAAGAGGGACCACCGAGUCGGCGGAGGGGGGGUCAACAAAGCCUACAGCGAGUACCCCCGCAGCGGGCUCCUGAAGCGGGGCUCGCCGCAGCUGCAGCCUGGGGGGAAGGCGGCCGUCGCUCGGCACAACAAGGUCCGGGUGGACGACUUCCCUCCGCGCCCGGACAGCAACAACAACGAGAACUCGGUGCCCAAAGACUUCGACACGGUGGACAGCAACAGCAACCUGGGCGCGGGCUCCAAGCCCCAGCACGCCGCCGCCGCCGCCGCCGCCGCCACCGCCGCCGCGGGACCCAACGCCAAGCCGCGCAAGGUCGAGAGGAAGGGCGCCCACCUGGGGAGGUCGGCCAAUGAGGUGCUCAAGCACCCCGUCGCCAUGGCCGCCGCCGCCGCCAACGCCGCCCAGCCCGUAGGCGGGGCGAGGCGGGGCCUGAACCACACCGGCGCCCUCCGGCCCGCCACCGCCACCGCUGCCCCGGGGGCGGGCUCCGUCCGGGACGCGGCGGACGCCGGCCGCCACAGGAAGUCCUCGGCGCGGUCGAGCGUGGCGGCGGCGGCGGGGGCGGAGCUACAGCAGCAGCAGAAGAAGAAGAAGGAGGCGCCGCAGUGCGAGAUCAGCGGGAAGGAGGUGAUCUCGGCGCUGUCGCGCGCCAAGAGCCGCGAGUGCCGGCAGCAGAUCGUGGACGUGUACUGCAGGCACAAGGAGGGCACCCUGAUGCCGCUGCAGGUGCCCCGCUACUGCCCGCUGGAAGCUAAGACCAGCGUCAGCGUGCAGUGGGACGAGGACCUGGGCCAGGCGGCCCCCCCCCACCCCGCGGUGCCGGCCCGGGUGGCCUUCGUGCUGGUGGUCCACGGCCGGGCGUCCCGGCAGUUCCAGCGGCUCUUCAAGGCCAUCUACCACACCUCGCACUACUACUACAUCCACGUGGACCUGCGAUCCAACUACCUCCAUAGGGAGGUCAUCGCCCUCGCCGAACAGUACCCAAACGUCCUGGUGACUCCCUGGCGCAUGUCAACCAUCUGGGGAGGGGCCAGCUUACUGACGAUGUACCUGCGCACCAUGAGCGACCUCCUCAAGAUGGCCGACUGGUCGUGGGAUUUCUUCAUCAAUCUCAGCGCGGCUGACUACCCAAUCAGGGCCAAUGAUCAACUGGUGGCUUUCCUUUCCAAGUACCGCAACAUGAACUUCAUCAAGUCCCACGGAAGAGACAACGCACGCUUCAUCCGUAAGCAGGGCCUGGACCGGCUCUUCUACGAGUGCGACACCCACAUGUGGCGGCUGGGCGAUCGCAAGAUCCCAGAAGGCAUCGGGGUGGACGGGGGCUCCGAUUGGUUCCUGCUCAACAGGCAGUUUGUGGACUACGUGGUCAACUCCCAGGACGACCUGGUCACCAGCAUGAAGCGCUUCUACUCCUACACACUGCUGCCCGCGGAGUCCUUCUUCCACACGGUGCUGGAGAACAGCGUCCACUGUGAGUCCAUGGUGGACAACAACCUGCGCGUCACCAACUGGAACCGCAAGCUGGGCUGCAAGUGCCAGUACAAGCACAUCGUGGACUGGUGCGGCUGCUCGCCCAACGACUUCAAGCCCUCAGACCUGCCCCGCUUCCAGCAGGCCUCCAGGCCCACCUUCUUCGCCCGUAAGUUCGAGGCGUCGGUGAGCCAGGAGGUCGUGGGCCAGCUGGACUCCUUCCUGUUCGGGGCGUACCCCCCGGGGACCCCCGCGCUCCACGCCUACUGGGAGAACGUGUACGAGCAGGCCACCGACGGGCCCGCGGCGCCACGCGACGCCGCCCUCAGCUACUACCACGCCUUCGCCCGCAUGGGGCUGGCCCGGGCCGCCGGCUCCCUGCAGGGGGACCCCAACGACCAGAGCUGCAGGUACGCGUCCUCGGGCCACCCGGUGGCGGUGCACCUGUACUUCCUAUCGGACCAGCUGCAGGGCUACCUGGUGCGGCAGCAGGCCACCAACCUGGCAACCGGCCAGCCGGAGACCCUGGAGACCUGGGUCACGCCCAGGGGCCACUUCAGCCUGGCCACGCCCCCCGGCCCCGCCAACCGGCUGCAGGACAUCCAGGUGGGCACCGACUGGGACCCCAAGGAGAGGCUGUUCCGUAACUGGGGCGGGCUGCUGGGGCCCCAGGACGAGCCGGCGGCGGCCCAGCGCUGGUCGCGGGGCGCGGCCAACCUGACGGCCACCGUGGUGUGGGUGGACCCCACCAACGUCAUCGCCGCGACCUACGACCUCCUGGUGGAGGCGGGGGCCGAGUACACGCACUACCGGCCCCCGCUGAGCGGGCCCCUGAGGCCCGGCCUCUGGACGCUGCGCGUGCUGCACCACUGGAGCCUGCUGGGGGCCACGCGCUUCCUGGUGCUGCCCCUGGAGUUCAGCGGCCGCAAGCCCCUGCUGCAAGACGAUGCGCUGCGACUCCACGGGGGUCCGCCCCGCAACUCGUACAUGGAGCAGAGCUUCCACGGGCUGAACCCCGUGCUGCGGCUGCCCGUGAGCCUGGGCGCCGUGGAGGAGGCGGAGGCCAACGCGGCGCUGACGGGCGAGCCGUUGCGGCGCUGGGCCGACGGCCUGCUGGCCGGCCGGUGGGGCGCGGCCGACGUGUGCUCGGCCGGCCCCAGCAGCUGCCCCGUCCUGCAGCGCUGCGGCCACGCCCCCUGGAGCGCCCUGUCGCCCGACCCCAAGUCGCGGCUCGGACCGCCCGACGCAGCCGGACACAUCCGGUAGCGACGACUUUGCCCCCCCCCCCCCCCCCACGGAUGCACGGACGGACUCGUGGAUGAGAUGAGAUUGUACUUUAUUGAUCCGAGACGGGCGGUCCGGCUUUGGAUGGAAUGCGGCGGGAGCGGGAGAUUGGAGUGACGCUAUUGGUCGAGGGAGGACGUCCCCCCGAAACAUGACUAUUUAUUUUGAUCCGGAGGGAGAGGGAGCUUUGGACGAAUCUGCGAUUAUAAGCGCCCUGCGUUCCUGAUUGGUCGUUUGUGUCGGGGUUCAGGGUAAUGGGGGAGGGAGGGGGGAGGUGUGUGUGUGUCUGUGCGAGUGUGUAUCCGGUUUGUCAUGAAGGAGUUGUUGUUGUCUGCAGAAUGCCGGUCCUAUGGGUGUGUUUGGCACUGCAGAGUGUGUGCGUGUGUGUGCCUGCGUGCACGUGUGUAUUUGCCUGCAUGUGUGUGCGUGCGUGCGUGCGUGCGCGAGUGUGUGUCUGUGUGUGUGUGAGCGAGAGAGAGAGGAAGGGAGAGGACAUUAAAGUCUCAGCUCGUUUGACGUUUGGAUCGAUCAGCUGACAGCUGAUGCGCUCGAUGCUGAGUGAGCUAUUUAUUCAGAGAUAGGUUAUAAUAUUAUUUUAGUCAAUGACUAAUAUUCGAUAUGCUGAUAUUUGGUGCAGUGGGUACGAUUCGUAUUUGUAAAAAAGAGCGUCUGCCUUUAUUUCAAAAGGCCUCUUUGCGACACCCUGUCUGUUUGGGGCAUCGAGUCACCAGGCUUUGGUGUGGAGACCAUCGUUGGAAACAGACUCCUCCUUCUCUCGCUCUUCUUCUCUUCUCAAACAUGUGCACCUUUUUAUUUUAUCGUAAUCCAGAGCACAAAUGUAAAUGUUUGCUUGACCACACAAUAGAUGUGGAAGGGAAACAAAACACGGCACAUUUUCGACAGUGACGAUGACAGAAAGCCUUAAGAGCAGAUGGGUUUGUGUUUUCCCAAAUGGGUGGAUGGUUCUAUAGCACAGUGGGGUCCGACUGGGAGUCUGCAAUGAAUGUGAUGUGGAGGGAGGUAGAGGAGGAGGAGGAGGAGGGCCGGCAGACCCAAGAGAGCCCUUCUUGGGCUAUCAGCUCUUCUCCUGACCGGAGGGACUCUACUCUGGAGAGAAAGCUGGAGCCUCGAUUCAAUUCACACCGACAUGGAGUUGUUUUUUAGUUUUUUUUCUUUUGCUUGUUUUUUUUCUGUUCUUGUCUUUUUAAUAAUUUAUACACAACAAUGGCGACCAAAGUACCUUUGUAUUAUGCACACCUCCGCAGGCAAGAUAAGUCUGGUAUUCCUAAAUGUAGUCAGAGUAUAUUAUAAUUGGGAACAAACCCAGAGGCAGUGGUGGUGUCACUGUGUUCAUGAAUACUUAUGGCGUGGGUCCGAGUGGCACGGUAGACAAUGUAAAACAGAGUCUCUACAGUGAGCUGCCAUUCUCAGUAAUAAAGGAGUUCUUGUUUUUAAUAUAGGUAAUGUAGAAAGAGGAAAAAGCUGUUGACAAGGUUGACAAGCUUGUGUUCUCUUUCCUUUUCAAGUGUGGUGUUUGUGAGGGGCACACAGGAAAUGGGUGUUUCCCCACCACCAUAAAACCAUGGUCAUUAUUUCUUAAGUCACUUUUCUACCCAUUUGAAAAGAUACAGCCAUUUCUGAUCAAUGGGUAUUUUAGUAUUAGCAAAUUAAUUAAUGUAAAUAUUUAUUUAUAGGUGAUUAACAGUUUCUAAAGUAUAAGUACAUUUCAGAAGGAUCUAACCCUUUGCGUCGGACGCAGGCGGGACCACAGGUCAUGUGAAUGCCGUCAAGGGCAUUUUUUAUUUAAAAUACUACAAGGAUGUUGCAAUGUUUCUCGGAUGAAGCACACAUGUUGUAUUCACAGGGGCUCUCUCUCUCUCUCUCUUUCUGUCGGUAUCUCUCUUUUUCUGUCUCUCUCUCUGUCUGUCUGUCUGUCUGUCUGUCUGUCUGUCUGUCUGUCUGUCUGUCUGUCUGUCUGUGUCUCUCUCUCUCUCUCUCUCUCUCUCUCUCUCUCUCUCUCUCUCUCUCUCUCUCUCUCUCUCUCUCUCUCUCUCUCUCUCUCUCUCUCUCUCUCUCUCUCUCUCUCUCUCUCUCUCUCUCUCUCUCUCUCUCUCUCUCUCUCUCUCUCUCAGAGUAGCACUGUGCCUUAGCUGUACUCCUGUUUAUCUCUGGUCGUCCUGUGAAAUUGUGAAAAUAAAUCUCUAUAGAAAAACUUAAAAAAGCCAAACUGUUGUUGAUGUUGAUGCCUUAUAUAAUUGACCUUAUGGUUUUCACCUGAAUUUUUAAAAUAAAAUGCGA